GGCCCAGAAGUGCCACCUGUCAGUGUCCAUGAGUGCCAGCUGUCAGUGCUGAACAGUGCCACGUGCCAUGUCACCCAUCAGUGCCAAUCAGUGCCACCUAUCAAUGCCAAUCAGUGCCACCUAUCAGUGCUGCCAAUCAGUGCCACCUAUCAGUGCCAGUCAAUGUCGCCUAUCAGUGCUAGCCAGUGCCACCUAACAGUGCCAGUCAGUGCCACCUAUCAGUGCCAGUCAGUGCCACCUAUCAGUGCCAGUCAGUGCCGCCUAUCAGUGCCGCCUAUCAGUGCUGCCUUUCAGUGCCCAUCAGUGAUGCCUGUCAAUGCCCAUCAGUGCCACCUACCAGUGCCUCCUCAUCAGUGCCCAUCAGUUCCACCUAUCAGUGUCCAUCAGUGAAGCUUAUCAG
Staurois parvus is the source of this 400-nucleotide messenger RNA. Lineage: Eukaryota; Metazoa; Chordata; Amphibia; Anura; Ranidae. The record is from the annotation of a GenBank genome assembly.